UGGCCAUUCAGUACUCGUCGCGAACGGAUCGUGUGAACGUUUUCGCGGUUGCUCGCAUUACUGUCGAUACAGUAAAGUGAUUUUCUUGAAAUAAUCACCAGUUUAAAGCCAGAACCACAUAUUUCGCAAUCGACACUGCAUUCAUAAAUACAAUACAACCGGUCCGACCGUUGUGGAACGCGAAGUUAAUAUGAAUUCAUUAACCUCGCUCUUAGCUAUUUUUAAAUGCUGUUUUCAGUGAUUAAAAUGAUAGUGAUUGACGCCAGCAAAACAGUGCUGCAUGGUAAAUAAAAGAACAGAAAUCAUGGGACAGUAGAAUCCUGAAGCUGAUAAGAACGGACAACGGCUAUUCAGCGUCUCAUCGCGUCGCGAGGUGCGCCUUUAUCAACAAGCUUGUAGAGAGCACCAUAUCAUAUGUUGAGCCAACAGUGUUGUGGCAGCUGUCGUCCGACAGUGAAAUACAUUCACCAUCUUUCGCUACAGCACAGCUGAUUGAUAAAACGCAUUGCUUCUCAAUUAUUAUCGAUAAUCCUCCAGCGAUUAGUGAGCCUGUGAGAAAAUCGCGUGAUUCGGGAGUGUUGAAGAUAUCAGUUUAAUAUCUAAGGCGGGUGCUCCUAUGGCGUGUUAGGGGUUAAUGUUUCAAACUAGAUGCAAAGAACGGCUUCUUUGUAUGGUUUUGAAAAUAAUCCGAAAAUAGGAUUAGAUUAGUCCACUGGCACCUGCGAGAAGCAACGGAGAACAUCUGCAGUGUCGUCGCUAGAAUUCGGUAAAGUCGAAGUUUGUAAAUUGUGCGUAGUUAGACAGGACCGUUGUCAUAGCAAUGAGUGGAGACGAGUCGAAAAAGGAUGCGUUGCCGGAGGUGGAGAAUGGCGCGACGGGGCAGCAGCAAAACGGAGGGGUGAUAGAGAAAGUGCACAUCCAAUCGGUACCCGGGGAUCUCAAGCAGAUCGUGUUGGAUGGUUUGGAAAAGAAAGGCGACCGAGGACUCUGGUUGUGGGUGCUGUUCAUCCUAUGCCUCACACCAAACAUCCUCAAUGGUUUCCACGUGUCUUCGUAUGUCUUUCUCGGUCAGAUGCCGGAAAACUAUUACUGCAUCGUGCCGACCCUUGUCCAGCGAGGGUGGACACACGAGGAGAUCCGAAACAUUUCCACCGUUGCAGGCAUCACGAAAAAUGGCACAUGUACCUUGCUCAACUGGGACUACAACCAGCUGGGUGAAAUGAACUACCAGGAAGCGCUCGCAUAUGUGGCAGAUAAACCGCAACCCGGUGCGGUGUCCUGCUUGCGAGAACCCGAUCUCGAAAUGUACUACCAUCAGGCGGAAGGGAUUUCCAUCGUUCCAGAGUGGGAUCUGAUUUGUGAACGGACCGCUUUGCGGUCCACAGUGCAGGUGGCGCUAUCGCUGGGAAAAUUCUUCGGAGCGUCCACGUUCGGCAUACUGUCUGAUAAGUUUGGACGCAAGAGCAGUUUUACCAUUGCGGCACUACUCUAUGUGGUAUCGAGUUUGUUGACCACAUUUUCUCCGUUUUAUAUUCUACUGCUUCUUGGACGGAUUGGAUUGGGUUCUUCCGCGUCGGGGGUGUUUUAUCCCGCCUUUGCUCUUUUAACGGAAAACAUCGGAAAUCGCCAUCGAUCAUGGAUGAGUAUUGCAUUCAAUUUUUCCUAUCCGAUUGGAAUGUUGAUUCUGGCGCUGGCAGCUUACUACAUUCAUCCUUGGAGAGACCUUUCGCUCGCGUUAACGAUUCCAUCAUUCUUCCUGGUGAUUCAUCUAUACUUCCUUGUGGAAUCACCCCGAUGGCUACUGAGUAAGGGGCGUGAAUGUCAAGCGUAUCAGAUGGUGUUCGGACGAAAAGCCCCCAAGGAGUUAUGUGAUAGCGCAGAGAAGAACCAAGUUAGUUCGGCGGAAGUGGCUGCGGUUCUAGCUAAGGACGCCCAACCGGUAAAAGUGCCGCUAGGGACGCGCAUAAAGCGAUCUUUCAGCGAGUUCACCAAACUGUACGGGACACCGACCCUCUGUCGGCGAGCGUUGAUUUGCCACUUCACGUGGUGCGUUACUUCGUUGUGUUAUUACGUAACUGCUUUGAACGCGGAUAACUUUGCCGCCAAUCGUAACGUGUACGUCGCAACAACCGGUUCAGUGGAUAUUUUGGCAUACAUUAUUUCAAUGAUAGUGCUCGCGUACUAUGGCCGGAAAAGCACUUCAUUCUGCUUCUUCCUCUAUGCCGGAGUUUGCCUUCUUGUGGUAUUGGCGAUUUCUAAAGAAAACACAACGCUGCUGGUUACGUUAGCUAUGUUGGGUCGGUUAGGAAUAACAGCGGUUUAUGCGGUGGUCACACUUCACACAGCAGAACUGUUCCCAACGGAAAUCCGAAACACAGCUCUCGGAAUCUGCUCGACAAUGGCACAUGUCGGAUCGAUCGCCGCUCCCUAUAUUGUGGAUUUACUGGGCCAGCUGGCCUGGUGGAUCCCAACGACAAUCUGUGGCAUAACGAUUUUGUUGGCCGGAUUUUUGACUUUGUUGCAUCCAGAAACGAAGGAUGCUGUGCUGAAGGACCACGCCAAACAAGAAGGGGAUCCCAGCGAGGACCGAGAGCCAAUGAAAGCGUAGGGUGGGUGAU
This is a messenger RNA of Armigeres subalbatus, 2618 nucleotides long. RefSeq names its product organic cation transporter protein. Gene Ontology annotation, biological process: transmembrane transport. Bases 821 to 2608 code for a protein of 595 amino acids. NCBI's taxonomy places the organism in Eukaryota, Metazoa, Arthropoda, Insecta, Diptera, Culicidae. Gene Ontology annotation, cellular component: membrane. The record is from RefSeq and is a predicted model, not a curated record. The transcript is spliced from 5 exons. Gene Ontology annotation, molecular function: transmembrane transporter activity.